This is a messenger RNA of Rhagoletis zephyria (snowberry fruit fly), 1175 nucleotides long. RefSeq lists its product as uncharacterized. NCBI's taxonomy places the organism in Eukaryota, Metazoa, Arthropoda, Insecta, Diptera, Tephritidae. Gene Ontology annotation, molecular function: protein dimerization activity; DNA binding. The record is from RefSeq and is a predicted model, not a curated record.
UGCGCCAUUUGUGUUUGCUGCAAAAAAAAGAGUAAAUAUGAACAAAUAUCUGAUUGAAAAGGGAAGAAAUGAGGCAGAAGUCCAAGUUUCUGUUGAAAAUAGUGCAACCGAUUCCGAUGAAUGCGUUGCAGUCACACACUCUAGCAACGGCGGCACUAAACGCAAAAAAGGCUUUUCUAAAGUAUGGAAAUACUUUGUUAGAUCGCAGGAUAAAAAAUUAGCGAAAUGCGUUAAAUGUGGAAAGGUGUAUAAAACCAGUGGGAACACAAGCAACCUGCGUGACCACUUAACUAGGUUUCAUCCUAACUGCGAGGAAAACGAAGAGAAUUCAGAUGUUAACUUCUAUACCAGUUCAAGCAGUCGCCAGUCCAGCAUAAGAGCAAUUUCCGGAGUUAAUUACGUUACUAUAUCUCUAAUAAUCCUAAUGUCCUUUGGAAUAUUCGAAAAACUUAAUACAAUGCAAGGGAGUUUAACAACAUCAGAGGCUAGCGCACUUUGCUCGAUUUUGCUAGCCUCCGUUCGCAAACGUUUAGCGCCUUAUGAGUUGCGAACAUUAACAAGAAUGGGAACGAUAUUAGACCCUCGUUUCAAGAAAGAGGGUUUCCAGUCAACCACAAAUGCCAAUGAAGCUAGCAAAAAUCUUGAGAAAGAAAUUGCAGCGUUAAUUGCAACGGAUCAGAGAAACGAAAAUUUUACUGAAUUACAAAAAAACCGGCAGGACGAAUCUUCGUUUUUUGAUUUUGUGGAGAAGAGACUGGAAGGAAAAAGAGUAUCGAGUCGGGCAGAUGCAAUUAUUACACUACGACAAUAUUUUGAACAACGAAAUGUAUCAAAGGAUACUGAUCCACUUCUUGCUUGGAAGGUUUCAACUGAUGUCCUAAAUCCAGUGAAGAACGUCCUACCAAAAUAUUUUUGCACCCCAGCAACGUCAGUAGACUCAGAAAGAAUAUUUAGCAAAGCUGGCCUAAUAAUAACAGAUCGUAGAUCUAUACUAAAGCCAAAGCAUGUGGAUAUGAUAAUAUUUUUAAAUAAAAAUGAUUGUCAGAGGAUCGCAACUAAUGCCAAUGUUAAUGCGAACGCACUCUCACCGGCAAACACCUUCGAUGCUGCAUCCAAUGAGGGGAGAAAUACACAAAACGGGAAAGUGAAAAUAACACGCGCUACCGUUUGUGUUG